CACCUGGGCAUCAUCACGCAGACGACGACGAAGGCUACGCAAGAUCAGCUGGUGUCAGUCUGUGUGUUCAGCAGCAGCAGUGCACUCUGGGAAAUAUACGAGGCUUGUCGGUCAGGAGAGAAACAUGCAGUCAAUAUUUGCAAAAAAUGGGUUGGAAACUCCAGAGCCGGUGAAAGCUCAAGUGAAAGGCUCCGUCCCGUCCUGGCUGCAGGGCACUCUGCUGAGGAACGGGCCGGGUCUUUUCUCUGUGGGCAGCUCCGAGUACAACCACUGGUUUGACGGCAUGUCGCUUAUCCACAGCUUCACCUUCGGCAACGGCGAGGUGACUUACAGAAGUAAGUUUCUGAAGAGUGACACCUACAAAAGGAAUAUCAAGGCCGACAGGAUUGUGGUCUCCGAGUUUGGAACCAUGAUCUACCCAGAUCCCUGCAAAAACAUCUUUUCUAGGGCAUUCACGCACCUCUGCAACGUCAUCCCUGACUUCACCGACAACAACUUGAUCAACAUCAUUCGCUAUGGUCAGGACUACUACGCCUCCUCUGAGGUCAACUACAUGAACCAGAUUGAUCCUGCUACCCUGGAAACUGUUGGCAGGAUUAACUACAGGAAUCACAUCGCUCUGAACUUGGCGACGGCUCACCCUCACUAUGACAACGAGGGCAACACCUACAACAUGGGCACCGCCAUCAUGGGCUUCGGCCGGCCAAAGUACGUCAUCUUCAAAGUCCCAGCUGAUGCUUCAGAUAAAGAGCAUAAGAAGCCGGCGCUGAGGAAAGUUCAGCAGGUCUGUUCGAUUCCUUUUCGUUCCACUUUGUUCCCGAGCUACUUCCACAGCUUCGGCAUGACCGACAACUACAUCGUGUUCGUGGAGCAGCCCUUUAAACUGGACAUCAUCAAACUGGCCACCGCGUACUUCAGAGGGGUCAACUGGGGGAGCUGCCUCAAAUUCAAUAAGGACGACAUUACGUUGUUUCACAUCAUCAACAGAAAGACAGGAAAGGCAGUGUCCACUCGUUUCUAUGGCGACGCCCUGGUAGUUUUUCACCACGUCAACGCAUACGAGGCCGACGGCCACGUGGUGUUUGACCUAAUCAGCUACAAGGACAGCAACCUGUACGACAUGUUCUACAUCCAGAACAUGAAACAGGACACCAGCAGCUUCAUCCAGUCCAACAAAAGCUUCUGUCCGCCGGUCUGCCAGAGGUUCGUCCUGCCUCUCAACGUCCACAAGGAGUCUCCCAGAGGAUCUAACUUGGUGACUCUGACGGACACGACGGCCCAGGCAGUGAUGCAGGAGGACGGCUCCAUCUACUGCCAGCCAGACGCUCUGUUUGAAGGUCUGGAGCUGCCAGGCAUCAACUACAACUUCAACGCUAAAAAGUACAGGUACUUCUACGGCUCCAGGAUGGAGUGGUCUCCACAUCCCAACAAGAUCGCCAAGUUUGACAUCGUCACCAGGAAACACAUCGAGUGGCGGCAAGAGAACUGCUUCCCUUCAGAGCCGGUGUUUGUUGCGUCUCCGGGAGCCGUGGAGGAAGACGACGGGGUGAUCUUAUCGUCUGUCAUCUCUUCGGAUCCGAACAUCUCUCCGUUCAUGCUCGUCCUCGACGCCAAAACAUUCGAGGAGCUCGCCCGAGCCUCCAUCCCCGCCAACGUCCACAUGGACCUUCACGGAUAUUUCAUCCCGGCCGCCGUCUGACGGCCAACAUACCGGCCGGAUUAAUUAUUUAUUCCUUUACGUAAAUUCUGUAAUAUUCUGCUUCUGUAAUGGAGUCUACCUCUUUACAGUUUUUAACUUUAGGACGCAAAAAGAGAAUAUGAACCCAAAACAUGAGAAGGCACUUGAGUCGCUUUCUUUAGUUCCUCUUUUUACAUUUUUAUUUCUUUUAUACACAUUUUACAAGACUGAUUCAUUAACUUACAGCCAGAUUUCCAUUAAACUUCCUGACCCCCUUCGUGACCCCCAGAGGAUGAACCCUUUAGAUUUUAAUGGCUCCAUCACCUGCUCUAUAGCGCCGUCCUCAGGACAGAUUCUGCAGUAAGUGGCAGCAGAUUUUUUUAGAUAACAUUUUUGUUUUUUAGCAAGACAUCUUUUCUUUAUCAAUACGCCACCUAAGCCAAGUGUUAACAUGUUUUUACGCACAUUAAGAGACAAGGAAGAUUCUUCUCAAACAUGUUUUCUGAAGAAUCCUUCGCCUUUUUGUUCCACACCAACAUCAGUGUAGUUAAACAUUUUGCUCAGCAGCUUCUUUCCAGAUCUCUUAAGAUUGAUAUUGGAAUGAAUUUGCUGAUAUGUCAAACAUAAUCAGCAAACAAUAAUCGUGCCGCUUCCACAGCUCCUCCGGCCGCCGUCCUUCACUGUUAAAUUUUAAGCCUGCAGGUUGUCGAGGAACAAUUAUUGCUUCCGCAUCAUCCUGAGUGAAUGAUAUUCAGGCUGCAGAUACUCAUCAAAUUAAAUUAAACAAACAGCCUCAUGUGGUUGUGUUCGUACAACACUUUUCAUGUAGAGUUUUACAUUAAACAUAUAGCUUUUUGUCUGGGUCUUUAAAGGCUUGUACCAUUAUUUACAGUUUUAGACUAACUUUACAUUCUGUUAUGUUCCUGUUGAGUAGAAAAACUAAAUUGUCAUGGGAAACUAAAACUCUGCUGCAAGCUCUGUAAGGCAAUGUGCUGCUUUGAUCGAACUCGACUUCUUCUGCAAUCAUUUUACUUGUGACGAGUACAACAAUCCUACAUAAACAGUAAAAAUGUCCCACAUUGAA
Messenger RNA from Siniperca chuatsi (mandarin fish), 2762 nucleotides. It is a transcript of the gene bco1l, whose product is annotated as beta-carotene oxygenase 1, like. Lineage: Eukaryota; Metazoa; Chordata; Actinopteri; Centrarchiformes; Sinipercidae. Gene Ontology annotation, biological process: carotene catabolic process; retinal metabolic process. The transcript is spliced from 11 exons. The coding region runs from base 125 to 1699 and encodes 524 amino acids. The record is from RefSeq and is a predicted model, not a curated record. Gene Ontology annotation, molecular function: beta-carotene 15,15'-dioxygenase activity; carotenoid dioxygenase activity.